This is a messenger RNA of Helianthus annuus (common sunflower), 603 nucleotides long. Its product is annotated as miraculin. Lineage: Eukaryota; Viridiplantae; Streptophyta; Magnoliopsida; Asterales; Asteraceae. The coding region runs from base 1 to 603 and encodes 200 amino acids. The record is from RefSeq and is a predicted model, not a curated record. The transcript has a single exon. Gene Ontology annotation, molecular function: endopeptidase inhibitor activity.
AUGAAAACAAUCAUCUUAUUCUCAUUAAUCGCAUUGAUCAUAUUAGCAGCCAAUUCAGCUCCUGCUCCCGUGCUCGAUGCCCAUGGAAAAGUUCUCCGCGCAGGGGUCAAAUACCGCGUUAAGCCAGCAAAUUCAGACGAUUACAAUGGGGGACUCAUUCUGGCGCAUGUCGGAAACAAGUCAUGUCCACUUGCAGUUGGACAAGACUUAGGUCUGAACAAGGGCCCCUGGUUGACUUUCACUCCGGUCAACCCCAAGGAACACGUGAUCCGUGUUUCCACAGAUGUUAACAUCAAGAUCUCAGGUUCCAACAGUUGUAAUGAGUCAAACAUAUGGCAGUUGAAAUAUAAUGAAGUUAUGAAAGAACAUAUUGUGAUGGUAGGAGGUGUUGAAGGAAACCCGGGGCCAAAAACAUUGUAUAGCUGGUUUAAGCUUGAGAACAUUACUUAUAGCGGUUAUAAGUUUGUUUUCUGCCCGAGUGUCUGCAGCCACUGUGAGCUUAUGUGCGGGGACCUUUUUCCAUUUUUAACUGAUGAUAGUAAUGGGCAACCUUUGGUACUAUAUAAUGCUACUUCUUGGCAUUUCUCUGUCAUCUUCUAUUAA